CCCCAGCCCUCCCUUCCCACGCCCCAGUGCGCUGUGGGAUAGUGGCACUAUAAAGUAUAUCCUCUCUCGGAGAAAGAUAAGAAGCCCGAGACAGGAGGGGGAUGAAGAUGGCGGACGCCAAGCAGAAGAGGAAUGAGCAGUUAAAGCGAUGGCUGGGCUCGGAAACGGACCUGGAGCCUCCUAUUCUGAAAAAGAAGAAGACGAAGGUGAAGUUCGAUGAUGGCGCCGUGUUUCUGGCCGCUUGCUCGAGCGGCGAUACCGAGGAGGUGCUCCGACUGCUUGACCGGGGAGCUGACAUCAACUACGCCAAUGUAGACGGUCUCACCGCCCUCCACCAGGCAUGCAUAGACGACAACGUGGACAUGGUGACUUUCCUGGUGGAGCAUGGAGCCAGUAUCAACCAACCUGACAACGAGGGCUGGAUCCCCCUUCACGCCGCAGCCUCCUGCGGAUACCUAGACAUAGCAGAGUACCUCAUCAGCCAGGGUGCCAAUGUAGGAGUUGUAAACAGUGAAGGUGAGACUCCACUGGACAUCGCCGAAGAGGAGGCGAUGGAGGAGCUCCUGCAGAAUGAGAUCAACAGACAAGGCGUGGAUAUCGAAGCAGCCCGGAAAGAGGAGGAGCGAAUCAUGUUGCGGGACGCCCGGCAGUGGCUCAACAGCGGCCAGAUCCAGGAUGUCAGGCACGCUAAGUCCGGAGGAACAUCGCUCCACGUGGCUGCUGCGAAGGGAUACGUCGAGGUUUUAAAGCUUUUAAUCCAAGCAGGGUAUGAUGUAAAUAUUAAAGACUAUGAUGGCUGGACUCCUCUACAUGCGGCCGCUCACUGGGGCAAAGAGGAGGCCUGCAAGAUACUGGUGGAGAAUUUGUGUGACAUGGACCUCAUUAAUAAAAUGGGCCAGACGGCUUUUGAUGUAGCAGAUGAAGAUGUUCUGGGAUAUUUAGAAGAAUUACAGAAAAAACAGAAUCUUCUGAUGGGCGACAAAAAAGAUGUUAAGAAAUCUCCUAUAAUUGAAACGACGACCACUGGGGACAACAACCAAUCACUGAAACCACUCAAGAGCAAAGAAACAUUGCUUCUCGAGCCAGAGAAGAGCGCCCCACGCAUUGAGACCUUAGAACCGGAGAAGGUGGAUGAAGAAGAGGAGGGGAAGAAGGACGAGUCGAGCUGCUCUAGCGAAGAAGAGGAGGACGAAGACUCCGAGUCAGAGACUGAAGCAGACAAGGCCAAGCCUGCAACCACAGUGAGCAACAGCACGACACCGACCCCAGCCCCAGCCACCAUCACCGUGACCUCCCCAUCAAGUCCAACUAACCAGGUGACGACCCCCACUUCACCAGUAAAGAAGGUCACUCAACCUGCUCCAAAAGUGUCGGCUAAAGUGGAGGACGACAGGAAGGAUGAGUCUCCGGCGUCAUGGCGGCUUGGUUUGAGGAAGACGGGCAGCUACGGGGCGUUAGCGGAGAUCACAGCCACUAAGGAAGCUCAGAGGGAGAAGGACACGACAGGGGUGAUGCGUUCGGCUUCGAGUCCUCGCCUCUCCUCCUCGCUGGACAAUAAAGAGAAAGAGAAGGAGAAGGAUAAAGGGACGCGGCUCGCCUACGUGGCCCCGACUAUCCCCAGGAGACUGGCCAGUACCUCUGACAUUGACGAGAAGGAAAACAGGGACUCUACUGCUCUGAUACGUAGCGGCUCAUACACUCGGCGGCGCUGGGACGAAGACCUGAAGAACAGUGAAGGAAGCGCCUCCACCAACCGAACCCCCAGCUACCAGCGCAGCACGUCCCACACGCUAGCACUAGGGCGGAGCGGCAGCACGCGGGACGUGCCAGCCAAGUCUUCGUCCACCUCCAGCUUGGACCCUAACACCUGUAAUACUAAACCCUGGCAGCCACCCACCUCCCACUACCAGUCUUACAGCAUUUACCGCAGCGGCUCUUUUGGCAGACGGCACGAGGAUCUGAGUUCCUCAACCUCCUCCUCCACGACCACCACCACCUCCUCAUCUGUUACCUCGCCUACAGGCCAUCGCGGCCUGUUCUCCAGCCUGGGCUCCUCCUCCACCCGCACUGGCUCCACCAGUCUCACCAGCAGGUACUGGUCAGAGGAGAGUGCAGAGAGGGAAAAGGAGAAAGAGAAGGAGUCUGCGGCGGUCAUCCCCACUAUAAACACUGGCUCUACCACGACCACCACAUCCACCACUACCACCGCCAUAUCUACCACUACCACCACCACCACCACUGGCACUGGCACCGGCCCAGAAAGACGCAGGUCAUACCUGACGCCGGUGCGAGACGAGGAAUCAGAGUCUCAGAGGAAAGCUCGCUCCAGACAGGCCCGACAGUCACGGAGGUCCACCCAGGGUGUGACUCUGACUGACCUGCAAGAGGCAGAGAAAACGAUCGGCCGGAGUCGUACCCCAAAGACCCGAGAAGAGGAGAAAGAGGAGAAAGAGAAGCAGGACAAGGAGAAGCAGGAGGAGAAGAAGGAGACAGAGACAAAGGAGGACGAUUACCGAUCAAAGUACCGCAGCUAUGAAGAGCGCUACCGGCCAUCUUCUUCCUCCUCCACCUCCUCUAUUUCCACGGUCAGCACUGCCUCCACCCCGUCCUACACUAGCACCACUUUGUCCUCGAGCUCCAGCUCCCUGAACAGGCCCAACAGUCUGACGGGGAUUACCUCCUCCUACAGCCGCUCGUCCAGAGAUACAGAAAAAGAAUUGGAGAAGAAGGAGGAGGAGAAAGAGGGAGAGGACAAGUCUCAGCCUCGCUCCAUACGGGAUCGCAGGCGGCCCCGCGAGAAGAGACGCUCCACAGGAGUCUCCUUCUGGACCCAAGAUGGUGAUGAAAACGACCCCGACCAGCAGUCCGACUCAGAGGAGGGCAGCACCAAGGGAGACACACAGAGUGACAGAUUGUCCAGCACUUCAUCAGUAGAUCGCAAUGACGCUCUUUUCAGUCGAAGCUAUGGUGAGAGUCGAAGGACAUACUCGAGCCGGCUGGAUAGAGACGACACCACUGACUAUAAGAAGCUCUACGAGCAGAUCUUAGCUGAGAAUGAGAAGUUGAAGGCUCAGUUACGUGACACAGACUUGGAGCUGGCAGACUUGAAGUUACAACUAGAGAAGGCCACACAGAGGCAGGAACGCUAUGCUGACCGAUCACAGCUUGAGAUGGAGAAAAGGGUAACAAGCAGGCCCCAAUAUCAUCUGGGUGGUGGAAAGAAGAGCUCUAGAAAGGAAGAUUUCUGAGAUGGAGGAGGAACUUAAGAUGCUCCCAGACUUGAAAGCCGACAACCAGAGACUAAAGGACGAGAACGGAGCGCUCAUUCGAGUCAUUAGCAAGCUUUCCAAGUAGAACACACCCUCCUUUUACACCCAGAACUCCCCCCCGAAUCCUCGUCUUCUGCACCCCCCCUCUAGUCCCCCAUGGCAGUGACUAAUGGAAUUGCACAUUUAGAUAUUAAUUGCAACAGACAUCAGAGACUCCUUUUUUUAUUCUCCAAACUUUUGCUCCUUUUUUUGUUUUGCUGCAGCAUCCAUCCAUCCAUCCAUCCAUCCUCGUCUAUUUCUGAUCGAGUCCCGGUAGAAUCACUGAGUUUACAGAGCAAAAAAAGGAAAAAGGGGUCGUGUUACGAGCAUGUAAAGCAUCGUCUGGGGCGGGAAAAGCCUGAGAACUAUUUAACCAAUAAGCCUUAGUUGUACAUAAAGAGAAAACACUCUGCAUCGAUCUCUUCUCUCUCGGCUAUCACUGAACGACAGAUAUUAUCCGACACCUGAUUUUAUUUGUGCCACAAUCCCUCUUUAUUUUGUUUCUUCUUCCUUGUGUGCUGUGCGGUUUCCUCCCUCCUUAAAGUGCCACUUCUCGUCUUUUUUCACCACCUCGUGGCUCCUUUUUAUUUUAUUUAUCCCUCCUUUCACGCACCCUCCUCCUUUUUUUUUUUGUACCUCUGUGUGUCUUCCUCCAAGAGGGAAAAAUGUUGAAUCUCGCUUUAGCGAAAAAGAGGCGGACCUGGUGGAAUUUAAGCUUUCACUGUAUGUGCAAUAUGCAUUUCUUUUCUUUUUUUAAUGCUUUAAUGAUGAGUCCAUCACACGUAGGAUUUUUUCACUCUUCCACCGCUUCCAUCGCUCACCUUCCUCCUCUUUUUUUUUUGUUUUAAGUUUGUAGUGUAGUCAGUUUAUACUUUGUAUUUCUCACUUUUUGUUUUAGCAGGUACUGAGUGACGCUGUAUAUACCUGUAUGUAUUUGUUUGAGACCAGCACAUGGCAUGCGUUUAUGGUUCCCGUCUGUUACUAUUAAAAGUAUACAAAUUCCAGAGGACAAAAAGGUGUGUUUUAAUUCUUAUAUUUUCUUUUUAUAGUCUAAAAACAUCGGAUACAGUACAGUAGAGCCUCUCUCUUUACACAAAGAAAGGCAGCAGUGUUCAGUGCUUUUCUUUUCCACAUAAUCGUGAGAUUAAAAAAAAAAAGAAAUAAUCACAUUUCACUUUCAUUGUAUCUUGGAAGAGUGCUGUUAAUUUUGUUUCGGAAUUUUUUUUAAACGCUGUAGUAUUCUAGCCGAGGUGUUGUCACUAAAAAAUCCAUUUAAAAAAAAGACUAUCUUAGGUAUCUUCGCUAACCCAGUCCUUUUUACAAAUGUCUACAUGCACUGUCGAUGCCAUGCCAGGAGUCUUGAUGUCAGGUUAUAACGCAAAAUCGCCACCUUCAAAUAUUUCAUGCAUCUGAACAUUUUAUGCAUUUCAGUGGCCUUUUAAGGAUAUUUUAGUAAAAAGAAGUUUAAAAAGAAAAAGUCACUGCAGAUGGAUUGAUGACCAUCUUCUCUGGUUUAGACUUUUUUGUUUGUUUUUUUCUUUAUUAUUAUUUUUUUCCCGUCAUCUUGUAAAAUAGGUGUGUGGCUUAAUACAUGCAAGCUGUGCUGUGACUACCAACCACUGAAGAGUUCAUUAAAAAUAAACUUGUACAUUGUAAAGUU
Messenger RNA from Cheilinus undulatus (humphead wrasse), 4968 nucleotides. It is a transcript of the gene ppp1r12a, whose product is annotated as protein phosphatase 1, regulatory subunit 12A. Bases 102 to 3248 code for a protein of 1048 amino acids. Lineage: Eukaryota; Metazoa; Chordata; Actinopteri; Labriformes; Labridae. Gene Ontology annotation, biological process: signal transduction. The record is from RefSeq and is a predicted model, not a curated record. The transcript has 27 exons. Gene Ontology annotation, cellular component: A band; Z disc; cytoplasm. Gene Ontology annotation, molecular function: phosphatase regulator activity; enzyme inhibitor activity; protein kinase binding.